This is a messenger RNA of Chrysochloris asiatica (Cape golden mole), 1920 nucleotides long. It is a transcript of the gene OVCH2, whose product is annotated as ovochymase 2. The coding region runs from base 1 to 1920 and encodes 639 amino acids. The record is from RefSeq and is a predicted model, not a curated record. Lineage: Eukaryota; Metazoa; Chordata; Mammalia; Afrosoricida; Chrysochloridae. Gene Ontology annotation, biological process: proteolysis. The transcript has 16 exons. Gene Ontology annotation, molecular function: serine-type endopeptidase activity.
AUGCCAAUAAGCAGGAACAAGCUGGUUUUACUACUCGUAAUCAUCUGCUUGGAACAAGGAAAACCUGCAGCUCUGUCUCUCUCCAGAGCUCCCAGCUGUGGGCAGAGUCUGGUUAAGCCACAAUCUUGGAAUCAUUUGAACAUUUUCAGUCGCAUUGUUGGUGGAAGUCAAGUGGAAAAGGGUACCUACCCUUGGCAGGUAUCUCUGAAGAGAAGGCAGAAGCAUAUUUGUGGUGGAACCAUCAUCUCUCCACAGUGGGUGAUCACAGCUGCUCAUUGUGUAGCAAACAGAAAUACUGCAUCAACUUUGAAUGUUACUGCUGGAGAACAUGACUUGAGCCAGACAGAACCAGGAGAGCAAACUCUCACCAUUGAAACCAUCAUCAUACACCCAUAUUUUACCAUCAAGAAACCAAUGGACUACGAUAUUGCCCUUUUGAAGAUGGCUGGAACUUUUCAUUUUGGCCAGUUUGUGGUGCCCAUGUGUCUCCCAGAGCCAGGAGAGCAAUUUGAAGCUGGAUUUAUUUGUACAACUGCAGGCUGGGGCCGCUUGGCAGAAAAUGGCCUCCUCCCACAAGUCCUGCAGGAAGUGAACCUGCCCAUUUUGACCCAGAAAGAGUGUUCAGCAGCUCUGUUAACCCUCAAGAAGCCGAUCAGUGGAGGGACCUUUCUCUGCACAGGCUUUCCAGAUGGAGGAAGAGAUGCGUGUCAGGGAGAUUCAGGAGGUUCCCUGAUGUGCCGGAAUAAGAAAGGAACUUGGACUCUGGCUGGUGUGACUUCCUGGGGCUUGGGCUGUGGUCGAGGCUGGAGAACUAAUGUGGAGAAAAAUGACCUAGGAUCCCCGGGGAUCUUCACAGAUCUUACUAAAGUGCUUCCCUGGAUCCACAGACACAUCCAAACUGGGAAACGAAGAAAGAGCUCCAGAGCCUUGUGCAGUGAGCAGGAUGUCGUGGUCAGCAGCUCUGAGGGGGAACUGCACUUCCCAGAGAGAUCCCACCUGUAUUAUGAGAGCAAUCUACUUUGUGUCUGGACCCUGGUAGUACCAGAGAAAAUGCAUAUGCUGCUCAGUUUUUCCCAUUUGGAUGCAGAAUCUUGUCAGCACAGUUACCUGUCAAUACACUCAUUAGGAGACAAUAGACUUAUUGGGAAAUUCUGUGGAGAAGUCCUCUUUUCAUCUGUCCGCAUUGGCUACAACUCUUUACGGCUGAAAUUCAUCUCUGAUAGCACAGAUUAUGCUACUGGAUUUAAUCUCACGUAUAAAGCUCUUAAAUCAAGCUAUCUUCCUGAUACAGGUUGUGGUUCCUUAGUUGUCCUUUUUGAAGAAGGUCUCAUACAGAGUCUUCACUAUCCUCAAAACUACACACACCUGGCUAACUGUAACUGGAUUUUCCAUGCCCCAAAACAUCAUCUAAUUAAGCUUUCAUUUCAGAAUCUGGAAAUAGAAGAAAAUGGAGACUGCAGUUCUGACUAUGUGACUGUGCACAAGGAUGUGGAAAGAAAGAUGGAAAUAGCACGGUUAUGCGGCUUUGCUGUCCCUGCCCCUGUGCUGAGCUCCUCCAGGGUGAUGUUCAUCAGCUUCCAGACAGAUGAAAACAUGACCUUCAGAGGCUUCCAGGCUAAAGUUUCCUUCAUUUCUGAAGCAGGUUUAAACAUUUCCGCAUCUGAGGGUGAGUCAAUGUUUCUGGAGAAUACCUGGAAUGUACUACCUGAAGAAACAAAUGUUUCUGGUGACCUCUACGGAGUCACUUCCUCCCUCCCUCCCAGGUUUCUUUCCAGCUGGACUGUGGGAGCCAAGGAAGCUUCAACUGGCUCCGGGCCAUGGCAGGUCAGUCUGCAGAUUGCCAACAAGCAUCUCUGUGGAGGGGCCAUAAUUGGGAAGACCUGGAUAGUCACCGCUGCUCAUUGCUUCUCCAAUAAGUAA